UAUGUCAAUUCAAGCAUGUAAUCUGUGUGCGAUAACGCAAGCAACUCGUCUCGUCUCGUCUUCCCCCAUUUAUUAUCAGUAAUGAAGUAAAAAAUAAAUCUGAGUGUUUCUAUCGGCAACCCUUACCGACUUAAAGAAAGAAACUCCUGUUUUUCUUCCAAGUCUUUUUUUUUUGGGUGUGUCUAAUAAGUGGUUUCAGAAGAAAAUGGGAAAUUGGAACAGAAGAUGGAUACCAAGAAAAAAGUACAAGUACGAAGAUUUUCCCCCUUCUCCUCCAUCCCGUUACAACCAAUCUCAUUCUCCUGCUAUCCAGGAAAAUAGUGCUCCAUCAUGGGAAAUAGAUUUCUGCAGAGCAGCCGGGAUACCUUGGCGCAAGGUUGUGAGUGCAAAAAAAUACAUUUACUGUUAUGAUAAUGUGGUCAAGUGGGAUGACUCUGCAGGUCAAGAAGCAUUCAAUGAUGCAAAAAGGAGAUAUUGGGCUGUGAUAAGUGGUCUUCCUCCUCAGAGUCCUCCUCCCGAUCCAGAUAUGUACAUUGAUAAAGUUGAUUGGGACUCAACUAUUGAUCCGGAGCUAAUACUAGAUUUGGAUAGAGAAUAUUUUAAUCCUAAUGAGGUUGAUAACACUGUCAAGUCUGAGAACAACUUAGUUUCUGGAUGCACCCUGGUAUGGGAGGAUAAAGCUGCUGAUGAUGGUGAAAAUCCUUGGGAAAGUGGUAAUGUGCAGGGCUCUAAAACUUUUGAGAAUGUGGAGCAGACUUGGAAUGAAUGGGAUAACCCUUCAAAUAUCAAAGAUGAUGAUCCGUGGGAAAGGAGUUGCCCCAAGGCCCAGGAGACGUUGAAGAACUCUACUGCCUGGGGAGGCCGAGGAAAUGAGGAGCAGACUUGGAAUGAACGGGAUAACCCUGUAGACAUCAAAGAUGAUGAUCCGUGGGAAAGGAGUUUCCCUAAAAACCAGGGGACCUUAAAGGACACUGCUUGGGGAGGCUGUGGAAAUGAGUCGUGGGGUUGGACCACGGGGCUGAAUUAUGAGAAUGGAUCUGCUUAUGUUGAUAACACUUUCAGCAAUUUGUGGCAUCAAGGUGGUGAAAGUUUUGCUGGUGCUAAAGGAAACGAAUGGGUUGAUAAUAGAACUGGUUCCUGGGGCCGAAACCAUUGGAAUACUAGGGGGCAUGAGCAGUGGAAUUCAGACUAUGGCUCUCGUUGGAAUAGGAACCUUACUCGAGGUGGUGGAACAACCUCAAAAGACAGAAGAUGGGGAGAACCUGAGUUCACAUCUUGGGAUUGGCAGCGAUUACCAAGGCAGAGUAAUGAGAGAAAUAUGGAUUUUGGAAGACCUAGCAGAGGUGAUAAAACCUUUUAUACUGGUUCUCGUAAGAGGGAAGGUCCUUCACAACAUAUGUCGAGGUACAAAAGCUCCAGGUUUCAAGGUGAUGAACAGAGGACCACGUACAAUUGGAGAGAAGAAAAAACACACAAGAGGGUUACUUUUAGUUUUAAUGAAUAGUGACCAACUUCUGGAUCUUUUAUAUCUUAUUUAACAUCUUUGGAUGUUACCACUUACCAUGAUUCUACAGAGGGUUGGAAGAGAAAGACAGCAGGUUUGGAAGGCAGCUCUCUCGUGCCUAUGGAGUUAGAUGAAUAGGAGAUUUUUUUUAUGGCAUCGGGUGUGACGUGUAACAUAAAAAAGCUCUUUUUUCCGUUCUUUUAUAUAUUUUGCUUAAAAAGAAAAUACCUGCUGGAUAGAUAGUUGGGUAGGUUUUUGAUAGAUGAAUGAUAUGAAGGGCGGCUCCAUCCUUAGGCUAGUAAAGCUUUUGCUUUAGGCCCCAAUGAUUCAUCACCGUAAAAUAUGUGAUUCAAGUAACUGUAGUAGUUCUUAUUAAUGAAGUAAAUGAAAUAGAAUCGAAGGAAA
Messenger RNA from Nicotiana tabacum (common tobacco), 1909 nucleotides. RefSeq lists its product as uncharacterized. The record is from RefSeq and is a predicted model, not a curated record. NCBI's taxonomy places the organism in Eukaryota, Viridiplantae, Streptophyta, Magnoliopsida, Solanales, Solanaceae.